AAGGAAUCAUACCCAAGAACAAGGGCUCUUGUUCCCACCAUCUAAUUAAACUGUUUACAACCACAGGACUGUUCGUUUCACUGGACUCGAAGCCCUAGUACCUAGGGAAGGCAAAUUUUGCCCUAGGCCCAAAAUCUUCACUCCAGAUGACGACAACGAUGAUGAUGAUUAUGAGAACACCAAUCCUUGUGACCCCAAACCAGCUCUGCCCUCCAGGACGAAUCGGAGAAUGAACAAGGCUAUCAAAGAUGACCUACCUCUGAAAUGUAUGAAUGAACCUGCUAAACAACCUCCCUCUGUUUGGACAACACCCCAAAAAGGAAUGAUUCCCAAGGAAACUCCAAGAUUUCAGCCGCCAGCUAUAGGUCUUGAUUUUUCCUCUGGAGCAGUUAAUGCCGCAUUUUCCGAUACUACAGCUCGCAAUACUUUCCCGGAAUUAGAAGCGAUGCCACAUCAUAAUAAACAGAGACCCGGAAGAUCAAAGAUGGUGGUCCUGACAGGAUUGAUGGUCAUCAUCUUCCUUGCUUUAGCAGGUGUCACUGCGUUCAUAUCCUUACGUUACAUCGCUGUCGCAGAAAAAGUGGUUGACUUGGAGGAAACUGUCUCAGAUCUCCAGAAGAAUGCCAAGAGUGAGCAGGGCAACGUGAAGGCAGAAGUGGCGGAUCUCAAUAACACAAUGGUGAAACUACAAGACAUGAUCGUGGUAAACAUAAAGCAGAUCAAGGAGAUUAAAAAAACUUUGGAGAAUAUCUGCACACGGUGCCCUGUUGGCUGGUAUAUGAAUGGCUCCUCCUGUUAUUAUGUAUCUAUGGAAAAAGUAUCCUGGGAUGAGGCUCGAGAUGAAUGCUACAAAAUGAACUCUGUUCUUGUAAUGGUAAAGGACAAGACUGAAUCGGAGGCUUUAAAGAAAUUAUUUAAGGAAAACGGAAGAUACUGGAUCGGACUGAGACGAGACCCUAAAGAAGUUCACAUCUGGAAGUGGCUGGAUGGGGAACAAGUCACCUUUACAAACUGGGGUGUAAAUGAGCCCAAUUAUUACUCGAAUGUUGAGCACUGUGGAGAAACCAUAUCCGGGCCUUGGAACGAUCGAAGCUGUGCUGAUAAGAUAAAUUAUAUAUGUAAAAAGAUAAGAACGUGCUGAGAUCCAUUCUAUACCAAGCAGUGACAUAACCUGAAGCUUCUGGAUCUAUUGCAGAUACCCCACCUACCAUGUGCUCUUUAUAUUACAGGCUUUACUUACAUUAUGUGAAAGAGCAGCCUUUGGGCUCCCUUAGGUGCCAGUGACUGGGUGUGAUAGAAACCUACAUUCCCUAUAAUUACAACACUGGCACCAAAAACAUAAAAGCAAAUAACCAGGGAAUAUGCAAACAUUAAUUUCAUGUUAUUUAUGCUGCAGGUGGAUCGAAGUAGUUAAAGAAAACCUUAUGCAAAUGAUGUACAAUGACAGACUGUAUGCAAGGGAUACACUGUCAAACAACUUAUUUAUAUAGAGUUGUCAGCUAGACAGUCCCUCGCUACCGGUCAGUCUAAUGCCAGUUUUACACAUGUGUUAUACCUACAUCUUUUUGCUUCUAGGCCACAAGUCAUAUUCUGUCCAUGGGUCUGACAGAUGUCAGUUCAGGUCACCAGACCUGUGGUCGUAAUAAAAUUCAGCCUUAUAAUGCCUUUGUGAGACCAGUGAAGUCAUUUGGCCAUCCAUGGUGUCUAUUGUUUGACAGAUCUGACACUGCUGUGAUGUUUUCUGUUCUAAUAUAACCUAACAGUGCCAAACAUGGUCUAAAAAAACAUUAGAGACCAAACAAUAGCGCCAUCAAUAGAAGCCACCGGAUCCUCAGUACCAAUGAAGAACUCUUCAAGACUCUGCUUCUUACAUGGAUUUGGAGUCUCUUGAGGAUGUAGCCUUGUGCCCAUUUCAGAUCCCUGUAGACUUUGCAUUAUUAAAGCUUGGAUGAUUCUGAUCCACUUCAUGAGAACCACGAGGACAGAAUAGAGCAGCUCCUUGGAUGGUGCAGACCCUCAGGCUAUUGACACACCCACUCGUUCUUUAUGAUGGAGUAAUUUGGUGUGAUACAAAUGUUCACUGACUUUAAUGCUUCAAAUAAACAA
Messenger RNA from Hyla sarda, 2106 nucleotides. RefSeq names its product lithostathine-1-alpha-like. Bases 230 to 1141 code for a protein of 303 amino acids. NCBI's taxonomy places the organism in Eukaryota, Metazoa, Chordata, Amphibia, Anura, Hylidae. The record is from RefSeq and is a predicted model, not a curated record. The transcript is spliced from 13 exons.